Messenger RNA from Paramecium primaurelia, 1266 nucleotides. Lineage: Eukaryota; Ciliophora; Oligohymenophorea; Peniculida; Parameciidae. The record is from the annotation of a GenBank genome assembly.
AUGUUGUUGCCAAUAUUUCAAUCUUCAUUCAUAUAGAUCACUAUGACUGAAAUAAAAGUCAAUGUGAAUGUUUUCUAAGAUAAAAUGGUUAUUUAAGGAUUCAAAGGACGAGAAGAAAAAGUUAUAGACUUUAUUUCAACAGAUUAUUGUAUUGAGUGGGAUUAUGCUACAUAUGAUGUAUUAAAUACAAUUUAGAAGUCAGAAUAAUUAAUUAAAGGGUUUCACAUUAUGUCAAUAUGGACAAAGACUUUAUUAAUUUGAAGGUGAAAUACUAAAAGUUACUGGACUGAGAAGUGUAUUGAAAGGCAAAAUGGGUUUUUUUAAUUGGGAAAAAGAGGUUUCCUUCUUAAGAUGGAUAAAGAAAACUGAUCACUGUGAAGUAAUAAUAUUUAAUAAACUGUAAGAUUUUUCAAGUUUUACGGGGUGAAAAUUUAAAAGUGAUAAAAGUCCUUCAAGACAAUAAUGUAUUACUAUAUUUCUAUUCUAACAUUAGUCUAAUCUAGAAUUAUAAGUUAAUCAAAUGUUAAAUCAUAAACCUCAUGUCAAUCUUCUUCAUUCAGAAGAAUUUUACAAGGAUGAAUCAUAAAUUUAUUUACUCAUGGAUUAUCAUGUUUAAUCACUAGGUGAUUUUUAAAAUGAAUAUAGUAAUAAAAAAAUACCCAUCAAUGUUAUUAGAUCAAUCUUAUAAUAAUUAUUAGAAGGUAUUUUUAAAUUAUAAAAAUAGGACUUAAUCAUUUACAUUCACAUCAUAUAAUACAUAAAGAUUUAAAGUAUGACAAUAUUCUAUUGACUCAAAACAGAACCGUAAAAAUAAUCGAUUUUGGCCUAUCAUAAUUAGGUGAUAAUACUAAUAUCAAAUCUGGAACUGGAGGUUAUAUUGCUCCUGAAGUAUUUAAGAAUUAAACAAUAACUUCAAAAAGUGAUAUCUUUAGUCUUGGUGUUAUAUUUCACAAAUUAUUAACUGGAAAAGGUAUAUAUAAUAAUCUUGAUGAAAAUAUGGCUGGUAAAAUGAAAAUUAGUUCUCAAAUAAAAGAUAAGAAUGCAAAAGAUUUGCUAUUGUCAAUGUUGAAUUAGGAUCCUUAAUUUAGAUUCACUGCUGAGGAUUGUUUGGCUCAUCCGUUUUUCAUAGGGGAAUAUGAUUAACCUUCAUAAAAGUAUGAUAUAAUUUUCAUACUUUUUAGGAUAUGUCUAAGUAAUUAUUUGAGUCCCUUAUCUCAAUAUAAAUUCUAACCCAUAUCUACUUAAAUGAUUAGCUUAUCUUUAUGA